AUGAAAUCGUCUAUUUUAGUUUCGGUAUUUGCUGUGCUAUGCUCUGUUCAGGCUAUUGCCAUACCUAAGGUCGAAGGUGAUGAGCUUGAAAUUCGUAGAGUGGAAGAAAUUGACUUGAGCCAUUUGGAAAUCAUCGAGCCAAUUAGGUCAAGUGAAUUACACGAAGAAAGUGGUUUGACAGAAGAAAAUGAUGAUGAUGAUUUAGAAAGAGAAAGACAUUCAGAAUCAGAACACUUUGAUCUGCAAUCUGGCAUUACAGUUUUCGAAGACUUAGAAAAGAGAAAAGGUGGUGGAAGUCAUGGUGGUGGUGGUGGAAGUCAUGGAGGUGGAAGUAGUAGCGGUGGUAGUAGUAGCAGUGGAAGUAGCAGCGGUGGUAGCAGUGGAGGCAGUAGUUCGUCUUCAGGAUCAUCUGGCUCAUCUGGAGGAGGAUCUUCCGGUGGGUCUUCAAGUCUGUCCGGCUCAUCUGGGUCUUCUGGAGGAGGCGUGUCUUCCUCUGGUGGAUCUACUGGUAAUAGUGGAUCUAGUGGAUCUAGUGGAUCGACCGGCUCUACAGGUUCUAGUGGCUCUUCUGGUACUGGAGCUGGAACUGGUAUUUUAGUAGGUGCUGGUGUAGGUGCUGGUGCAGGUGCCGCUGCUGGAUACUAUGGUCUGGAUGGUAAUGGUAACUCUACAUACGCAAAUGGUACUAACGCGACAUCGACAACUAACACCAGUUCUACUUCUACGUCUACUGCCAGUGCUACAAAGAAAUCUGAAGGUAUGACCCUUGAAAUUGGUGGUUUCCAAACCUUUCUUUUAAUUUUCAUUGGAUAUUUGUUGGCAUUUUAG
Molecule: messenger RNA, 828 nt
Organism: Dujonia railenensis
Lineage: Eukaryota; Fungi; Ascomycota; Pichiomycetes; Serinales; Debaryomycetaceae
Source: the annotation of a GenBank genome assembly